Staurois parvus is the source of this 321-nucleotide messenger RNA. NCBI's taxonomy places the organism in Eukaryota, Metazoa, Chordata, Amphibia, Anura, Ranidae. The record is from the annotation of a GenBank genome assembly.
CAGCACCCUAUGACAAAAUGGAACCCACCAGCAGUGUGAGGAGACCUGAAAGUGGCACAUGGCAGAGUGUGGCGAUGGAGACAGCAGCAGCAAUGGGAGGCCGUACAGGGACCCAUGAGACACUCUGGACGGGCCUGGCAGCAGCAUGAGGAGGCGGUACAGGGGCCCAUGGCAGAUUACGGGCCUGGCAGCAGCAAUGGGAGGCCCCACACACCCUAUGACAAAAUGGAACCCACCAGCAGUGUGAGGAGACCUGAAAGUGGCACAUGGCAGAGUGUGGCGAUGGAGACAGCAGCAAUGGGAGGCCGUACAGGGACCCAU